UUCCAGGCACUCUAUGGAGAGGCCGCUAGGGCUCCUGUGGCAUAAAUGACGUGCCGAGAGGACGAGCGAACGCGCAGCCGGGAGAGCGGAGUCUCCUGGCUCCCGCCCCCCACCCCUCCAGCUCCUGCUCCUCCUCCGCUCCCCACACACAGACAAGCUCACACCCGCUCCCUCACUCGCACACACAGACACGCGCGCACACACGCUCCGCACACACACUCCACUCUCUCCCGCGCGCUCACACCCCUCUCGCCCUGCACCCUCGCGGGUGCAGCGCGGCGCGGCAGCCGGACGCCCCUCCCGGGCUCACUUUGCAACGCUGACAGCGGUGGCCGUGGAGGUGGGAACAGCGGCGGCAUCCUCUCCCCUGGUCGCGGCCGGAGCCAGGGCGCCAGCGGAACCCCUCGGCGGCGCUCUCCCAUGAGUCGGGAUCGCAGCAUCCCCUGCCAGCCGCUCACCGCCUCUGGGAGCCGCUGGACUUGGAGACCGCAGCCCUUCCGGGACAGCAGCUGUGACUCCCCCCCAGCGCAGAUUUCGGGGCAGCUCUCUAGAAACUCGCUCUAAAGACGGAACCGCCACAGCACUCAAAGCCCACUGCGGAAGAGCGCAGCCCGGCAAGCCCCGGCCCUGAGACUGGACCCUCAGCGGAGCUGGGCAGCACCGCCGCCGCUUCGCCUAGUCGUACGUCUCCACCUCCUUCACUCUCAGCCUCCGCUGGAGAGACCCACAGCCCCACCAUUCAGCGCGCAAGAUAUCCUCCAGAUGGUGCAAACUCCCCCCAGUCCAUUUCCUGGGCCUACUUUCCCACCUCACCACCUAGCUGGCUGAAGUCAUCAGCAGGGGUCCAGUUUGUGCAGACUGCUGGCCCUGUCUGGAAGAGUGGGAAGGGGGUGGAAGAAAAAGCGACCACAAUAUGUAUAUGCCCUGCGUGCAAGCCCAGUAUAGCCCUCCGCCUCCAGGUUCCAGUUAUGCAGCGCAGACCUACAGCUCAGAGUACACAGCGGAGAUCAUGAAUCCCGACUGCGCCAAGCUGACCAUGGACCUCGGCAGCACCGAGAUCACGGCCAGGGCCACCACAUCCCUGCCCAGCUUCAGUACCUUCGUGGAGGGCUACUCCAACUACGAAUUCAAGCCCUCCUGCCAGUACCAAAUGCAGCCGCCUGGGCCGCGACCCUUGAUCAAGGUGGAGGAGGGCCACCCGCACAGCUAUCACCAUCACCCCCACCACCACCAUCACCACCACCAUCACCAGCAACAGCCGCAGCCAGAGCCAGCCAUUCCGCCCUCCUCCGGACCGGAGGACGAGGUCCUGCCCAGCACUUCCAUGUACUUCAAGCAGUCCCCGCCGUCCACGCCCACCACGCCGGGCUUCCCCUCCCCCUCGGGCGAGGGCACCUGCGCCGUGUGCGGGGACAACGCUGCCUGCCAGCACUACGGCGUUCGCACCUGCGAGGGCUGCAAGGGCUUCUUCAAGAGAACGGUGCAGAAAAAUGCAAAAUAUGUUUGCCUGGCAAAUAAAAACUGCCCUGUAGACAAGAGACGUCGAAACCGAUGUCAGUACUGUCGUUUUCAGAAGUGUCUCAGUGUUGGGAUGGUUAAAGAAGUUGUCCGUACAGAUAGUCUGAAGGGGAGGAGAGGUCGGCUGCCUUCAAAACCAAAGAGCCCAUUACAGCAGGAACCUUCUCAGCCCUCUCCACCUUCUCCUCCAAGCUGUAUGAUGAAUGCCCUUGUCCGAGCUUUAACAGACUCAACGCCCAGAGAACUUGAUUAUUCCAGAUACUGUCCCUCUGACCAGGCCGCUGCAGGCACAGAUGCUGAGCAUGUACAACAGUUCUACAACCUUCUGACAGCCUCCAUUGACGUAUCCAGAAGCUGGGCAGAAAAGAUCCCUGGAUUUACUGAUCUCCCCAAAGAAGAUCAGACAUUACUUAUAGAAUCAGCCUUUUUGGAGCUGUUUGUUCUCAGACUUUCCAUCAGGUCAAACACUGCUGAAGAUAAGUUUGUGUUCUGCAAUGGACUUGUCCUGCACCGACUUCAGUGCCUUCGUGGAUUUGGGGAGUGGCUCGACUCCAUUAAAGACUUUUCCUUAAGUUUGCAGAGCCUGAACCUUGAUAUCCAAGCCUUAGCAUGCCUGUCAGCACUGAGCAUGAUCACAGAACGACAUGGGUUAAAAGAACCAAAGAGAGUGGAGGAGCUAUGCAACAAGAUCACGAGCAGCUUAAAAGACCACCAGAGUAAGGGACAGGCCUUGGAGCCCACGGAGCCCAAGGUCCUGGGCGCCCUGGUAGAACUGCGGAAGAUCUGCACCCUGGGUCUCCAGCGCAUCUUCUACCUGAAGCUGGAAGACUUGGUGUCUCCACCUUCCAUCAUCGACAAGCUCUUCCUGGACACCCUGCCUUACUGAGAGGAGCAGCCUGAGCAGGGAGCCGCCUCAUCUGCUAGCGCCUGCUUGCUACGCAGCAGAGGGAGGGGUCUGGACACCUACCAUUCCUGUCCUUCCUUAAGAGAAAAAGCAGCUCCUGACAAAAUGAAAGACUUUUUUUUUUUUCUGGCACUUUUCCUUACAACCUAAAGCCAGAAAACUUGCAGAGUAUUGUGUUGGGGUUGUGUUUUAUAUUUAGGCUUGGGUUUGGGGUGGGGAGGGGGGUUAUAGUUCAUGAGGGUUUUCUAAGAAACUGCUAACAAAGCACUUUUGGAUGAUGCUAUCCCAGCAGGGGGAAAAAAAAGAAGAAUAAUAUAACUGUUUGAAAACUGUUUCUGGGGAAUACAAUUACAGUUGCUUUGUAUUUAAAAACAAGAACAGCCAAGGGUUGUUCGCCAGGGUAGGACCUGUCUUGAGAUGAUCGCUUUUAGAAUAUACUUCCUGUAUCAAGGGUACGUAUGUGGUGCAAACAAGGCAGAAAUUCCCUCGUCUUAAUUUCUUUCUUCCUUUAUUUUAACAAAUGGUGAAAGAUGGACGAUAACCUAUAAAUCAGACAUAGCAAAAUGAUAAUGGCUGUUCGCUUCCAUAUACAAGUGCAAUUUUUAAAGUGCUGUCUUACUAAGUCUUGUCUAUUAACUCUCCUUUAUUUUAUACAGAAAUAAAAAGGAGGCAAGUUAGCAAAGGACAAGUGCUAAUUUCCUAGCAGAGGUUUUUGUCCACCUGCCCUAUAGACCCCUUCUGAGGUAUGGUCCAUCCAAGAUUUCGGGCCAUUCUUACGGAUCCAGAUCCCUGCCCUGACUGUCCAGCUGUCCCGAAGGGGGCUCAGAUUAUAAGAUGGAUUACAUACAACUGUUUUGGUUGUGCUCUAUCAACCCAUCCAGUGUUUCCUAAACUUCCUUCAGUUAUAGCAACUGACUGACACAGUCAUGCUGAAGCCCAGCCGCGUUCAGUGAGUCUCAAGUGUUUGGUUCCUAGGUAAGAACAUGCAAAAAAUAGGAACUGGAUCAUACAGGGUAAACACCAGGGGUAAUAAGGUUUUUAAUAUAUACAAUUUAAUUUUUGUUAUCAGUUACAGAGACAAUUAUGGAGAGUAAGCAAGUCUUAUUUUUUAAAAAGUAGUAUGAAUGUCAGUACUAGGAAGGAUUAAUGGGCUGCGUUUCAACAUUCCGUGUUCGUACUCCCUUUUGUAUGUUUAUACUGUUAAUGCCAUAUUACUAUGAGAUGAUUUGUUGCAUAGUGUUCUUAUUUGUAUAAACAUUUGUAUGCACGUUAUAUUGUAAUAGCUUUGCCUGUAUUUAUUGCAAGACCACCAGCUCCUGGAAGCUGAGUUACAGAGUACUUAAAUGGGGUGUUCACAGUGACUUGGAUACGCCAACUAGAAAUUAAAUAAGCAAAUAUAUAUAAAUAUAGCAGGUUACAUAUAUAUAUUUAUAAUGUGUCUUUUUAUUAACCAUUUGUACAAUAAAUGUUACUUCCCAUGCGGUUAUUUUAUGGUUCAUUUGCAGUGACUUUUAAGGCAGUACUGUUUAGCACUUUGAUAUUAAAAUUUUGCUUAUGUUUUGCUAAAUUCAAAUAUAAUGUUUGAAGAUUUCUAGGUCUAAAAGUCUUUAUAUUAUAUAUUCUGUAUCAAGUCAAAAUAUGUUUGGCCAUUUUGCUAAGAAACAAACUUUGAAUGUCAAACUGAUGUCACAGUAGUUUUUGUUAGCUCUGAGUCAUUUUUGCUUUUUAAAGGAAAAGUAACAAAACUAUGCUGUUUAUAUUGUCAUUAAAUUAUACAAUCAAACAAAUGCCAAAUGAAUUGCCUAACUGCUGCAAAGAGGAACCCAGAUAGCGAACCAUAUAUGUUUUUCUUCCAAGAGUCAUUCUGAUAGUUGAUCAUAUAUUAUGUUUGUGUGAGCUUUUAUGAAAGAUUAUUAUUUUUAUAUCAAGAUGAUAGCAUCUGGAAUGUUAGGAUCUUGGAAUGUUAAUACUUGGAAGGGGCCUGACUUGCCAGCUAGUCCACCCCAACCCCAAAAUUCACAGAGGAGAAAACGGACCCAGCAAAGGGUAAAGAGUUACCCAGGUCAAAGAGCUAGUACCAGAAUCAAGUCUAGGACCUAAGUCUCUUUUCCAUAGUCUUUUUACUCACCUUACUGCAUCUAUAGGAAAAAAGGCUUUUUAAACUAACCAGAAAUACUUACAUUUUACCUAAUAAUAACCACGAGUAAAGUAGUACUUUUGCAUUAAUUUUUUUCAGCUUAUAUGCGAACAUAAUAAACAUUAUUCGAUAUCAGGAAAGCUAACAUUUCAUAUAAGGUAGCUUCAGACCAAAUUCAAGUUGAAUUUGAAUGAGUUAGAAGUACUGUGCAUACAUAAUCCUUUCGUGCACCAUUAGUAUUGGAAAGUCAGUCCUUGUUUUUUUGUCAUGUCUGAAAAAGAAAAGAAAAAACACACACACACACAGAGCUCUAGAGAAAUGCUGUUACUUUUUAUUUUUACACCCAUCGGAUUUAAGGAAAAAGACCUUUUAACCGUAGUAUUGAUUGGUUGGAAGCAAUGAAGAAGAUUUUUAGUGAUAGGCCCAGACACUUAGUGCUGA
Messenger RNA from Myotis brandtii (Brandt's bat), 5000 nucleotides. It is a transcript of the gene NR4A3, whose product is annotated as nuclear receptor subfamily 4, group A, member 3. The transcript is spliced from 10 exons. The record is from RefSeq and is a predicted model, not a curated record. Gene Ontology annotation, cellular component: transcription regulator complex; nucleus. NCBI's taxonomy places the organism in Eukaryota, Metazoa, Chordata, Mammalia, Chiroptera, Vespertilionidae. The coding region runs from base 914 to 2404 and encodes 496 amino acids. Gene Ontology annotation, molecular function: zinc ion binding; nuclear receptor activity; nuclear glucocorticoid receptor binding. Gene Ontology annotation, biological process: cellular response to corticotropin-releasing hormone stimulus; regulation of transcription by RNA polymerase II.